AUGUCUGGUCGUUUCGUAGCUCACUGUUAUCUGUUUGCGUGCGGCUUACGUCAUUGUUUAGUUAUAACCGACCUGAAACAGGUGCCAUUAUGAAAAUGUAAAUUAAAGGAUGUGUUUUUGUGUGUGUGUGUGUGUUUGUGUGUGACUGUAAUUGUUUAAGCUUUUGCGUGGAAAGUCGCAGAGUUUUAAUGUAGAAGUAAUUGCAAAUACUCGUUCAAGUACUUGCGAGUUUGUGUUUGAGUUCCUAACUUGGUGCGCUUUUCAAAUUGAUUGCUUCUCGCGUUCGCUGAUCCAGAUUUUAACUUUGAAUUUAAAGUGCAUUUUAAUUAAUGUUUUUAUUCUUUUUCCUAGCCUUUCAAAUUUGGCCGUGGAAAUGGGAGAUGUUCGAGAUCUAAGUUGGUCCUUCAAGGCAUACACAAUCCCUCGUAAAGAAAGAAGGCCUUCAGAAGGUAAAAAAGUUCCAUGUCAAUUUUGAUGCGUUUUCUGUUAAAGUCGAUGCUGUAUUUUUCCCGUUCUGAAGUUUAUUGUACCUAAAUUGAGAAUUCAAUUUUCGAGGUUGCUAUCGCAUUCCCGUGGGGUUUUUCAGACACAAAAUACUUACCAUGAACAUAUCAGUGUACACUUUAGUAUCUUAUCAUAAACAAAGAUGUCCUCGAAAAUAUGAAGAAAUUAGAGCAAAUUUACCGAUCAUUAACUUAACUGAGUUAAACAUUUUGGUCUCGUAACGAUUGUUGUUUUACUAUUUUCAAUAUCUUAGAGAUGAUAUCUGAAAAAUAGCUGUGUGAUAUUUCGUCCUUUUGUUGUUCUUGUUGUUGUUCUUGUUGUUAAUCGCAAAACAGUAUCCCUCAGAAAUAUGAAAAUGUACGUGCCCCCUAAGUACCAUAUAUAUAGUCGAAAUUGAACGUCAGGAAAAUCAAACAUUUUUAUGGAAUAUGGUUGAAAGUGAAAAUGUCAUUUAAUUAAGUGAGAAAGAAGUUGAUAUGGUAAGUUUAAAACCGACAGUUAAACGUCGAUGUGACUUCAAAUUGCUGGUUUUGUUUACAAAACAGUUCCAUUAUUACACCUUCAAUUUUCUUACGGAAACAUUUAGAGGUGGUUGUUGUUAUUUAGUUGUUCCCUCAUCAAGUUCCUUUUUUAUUGAUAAUUUUUUUGCUUAGCUUUUGGAUAUUCUUGAAGACAAAGCUCUGAUUAACCUUCUAACUCGUAUUGAUGUCGCUGAAAAUAUUUCGGUUUAUGUGAAUAUGAACUCGGUAAUAUUCAAUUUGAAUUCUGCCAAUUCAUCUGGUGUACACUUUCAAUUUCUAGCUCGGUCCAUUAGCCAAAUAUCUAAAAAAAAAAAGUUAAACACCCACGCUGAUCAGUUAUUUAAAUGUGUGAUUAACCAGUGAAGUUCCUAAACACGGAACUUCUUAAAUAGCCAUUAGCAGCGCUCGCAGUUAUGUCAACCCUGUUCCUAGUUCAGAUCAGAAAACAAUUCUAUGUUCAUGUAAAUUUAUUCCAGAGAGAACUAGCGAAAAAUGAUGUUUACGUUUCCCGAGGAAGCAUGUUCCUCUGCAGAAUUAAUACGCCAAUGAAAUUUUUAUUGAUUAGUUUGUUUCGUUUUUGUUAAUAAAAAGGAGAUGAAUUGAUGAACGAAUAAACAUUGAAAAAAUAAGGGGCUUUCGACUUUGUUUUAGUGACUUUGCGUAAAAGAGUUGUUAGUAAACUGCUGUAUGGAAAACCUUGCAAAAAUAACCAUGAAAUGAUUUUUAAGACGACGUCUUGAGUAAUCGCUAGCCGCCACUAGUUUUGACAACAAAAACCUUCACUUAGCUCACGUGUUUGCGAUUUAAGUGGAGAAAAGUUGAACCAAAAUUGAUUUCGGCUAAUGAAGAUUAGUUUAUCUCGGUUUUCUUUCCCUUUACGGUUGGAAUUAAAUGGGAUUUAAGAGGGAUUUAAAAAUUGUGCCUCACAGGUGAAGAAGUUCUAACACGAAAAAUGGUCGAAGUUAAUGAAUUAACAUAGACUGCAUUUUUUCAUGUAAGCAUUAAAGAAACUAGCAGUUAGGUAUUUUCGUUUGCAAUUGUAGAGAUAUGCCAUUCUGUACAAACAUUAGCUUAGAUACAGGCCGGCCACUUUCGUGGAUAACAACCGCUUUCUCUCGUGCACGCAUCCCGAAGAAUUUCGUUUGUACACACAAACAUGGUACAACACACCAAGUUUUCAGUAAAAUAACCCAUUUUUAAGAGUAGACGUCUUUUCACAUAUUUUUCAGUUACUAUUGAGAACGAUAAGUGUGCUAAAAUCGGUUUUUAAGGAAACACACAAGUAAAAUUUCUUGUGUGUACGAAAAGCAUACAAAAUUAGUUCGUGUGUACCCGUACACUGCUUUCUUUGUUAAGAUCCGAAUCGCGUGUCCUCUACUGUUAAGCAGCGUCACCUUCUCUGAUUCAAUUCCAUUUUAAAGAAUGUAAUUUUACAACCUGGACCAAAUGGCUCUACUCCCAAAGCUUAUCAUGGUUUCAAUCGAGUGAAGGAAUAUCGGAAUAUUUCUUUAUUUUCCCUCUCAGGGAAGGCAGGAAGGGAUAAAGCCUUCCUUUCGGGGAUAGUUAUUAGCAAGUUUCCGCUUGAUGCGAGAGAUAUAUGGAUCAAAUAUGCACGAAAUUUUUUUUCUUUCAUUAAAUACCAGCGAAUGUACACAAACCCGUAGAGCGAGUGAAUUCAGAAAUGUUUGAAAAAUUUCGGGUGCUUAUCUACUCCAAAUUGGACGAGAAAUAUAAUGUGAUUAACCUGGUGUUCUCACCGAGCCAAUGAAGGGUCAGAACUAAGAUUGGAAAAAGCUCUAUAAGCAAACAAUCUGUCUAGUGCUCUAAUAAGACGGCGAUCACGUCGUGAUUGGCUUUAUUUCUCUAUUUGAUUCAUGGAGAUGUUUGGCGGAGUUAUUUGGGAAAAUAAAAGAGAGAAAUGAAGUAAAACCAUUUCAAUUCCGUAUUGCUUUCGACAAUCAAAUUAAAUCAAACCCAAAUUGAACUUUACUUAAUUCUGUUACAGAUUGUCAGUACGUUUUACCAGUGAACUCACGAGAAGCAAAAGAAAUUGAGCAAAGCGUCAAGCGGCUAACAUGGGACACCAACGACCUCAUCGAUCGAGCUGUUAGCAUCUCUUACAUAAAAAAGGUGGAAAAUCAAGGCUUAGAGCGAGAGUAUCACGAGAAAAGAGCGUCAAUGCGGGAUGAGGGAAGAUCACCCAAAGAGCUCACACAACAAUUAGCGUUUUGUGUUGAGAAAGAAGAUAGUCGUGUGAAGGAGAUUUGUCGGGUAGGUUUGGUUUGCGAUGGUGUGGAUCACUCCCUUGGCGAUGGACACAUGGGUGUGACCGUGUGGAGGUAUCCGGAUUUGUGUCUCAGAGCGUUCAGUUGGCCCACGUCUGGAACUGCGUACCUAAUGGUAUUUAAGGUAGGUGUGUACUUAAUCAUCUAAGGAGUGGAACGCGAAAAUCCAGCAAAAAUCUGAAGUGCAGAAGAGUGAAACCAGAAAUAGGAGAUAUUGUUUCCUUUCUUUAGGCAAGAUAAGUGUAUCAGGCCUUUUUGUCCCUUGCCAAUGAUUUUCAGUCAAAAGAGAAGACGAAGGAGAAAUUCUCUGCACGUUCUGCCUUCUCUAAAGAACUCUUGAGGAAUUUUUGAGGGUGAAAGAAAAUGCAGAAUCUGAUAUAUUCUGUUCACUUAGCCUCUAAGCGUGCAAACUGAAUAUAUGUUUGACUCCAUGGUCAACUCAUAAUUAUCCUAUUUUCAUCUCGUUAACAAUUAGAGAAGCCUUGACUGUGCUCUGUUCUGUUAUAAAGCACGAAGGAAGCGGCUAGAGCACGAAAGAAUAAAUAAAUCGAUUUAUUUUACAAUAAAGAAUCCGUUGAAUUCCCCAAGCAUCACUUUAAAUUUUCAAAACAAACUUUAUUUCCAAAGCGAACAACAAAGUCGUCAGCAUGCUCCAUACUCUCAUAAAGCACGCUACAAUAAGCUAAUCAGAAUCCCUGUUAGAAUGGUUCAAAAAAUCUGAUUGGCUGUACAAGACUAAAGCUUUCAAAAAUGUCAAACCAUCAAAGUUCACAUUCUGCGAUAGUUUACAAACCAAAAUAGUGCAGCAGGUCGAAUCUAAUACUUUUGAUUGAAGUUUUUAAGUCUCUAAUACAGAGUCUUAAAGUGAAAUGUUCUGUGAACUUUAGCCGAAUUAAGGCUUAUAAAAACACGCGAGUUUUUCCACAUGACAAGGUAGAAAACAAACUGUUCAAGGCGAGUGUUUUAUGAAUGAACGACAGCCGAAUUCGUCGGAACAUGAAGAUCGCUCGGGAUGACAGCGCCGCAAAACUCGGCUGCAGUGACUGAUGUGGCUUUCCACUCAACGCAUCGGAAAGGAUAUCAGAACAAGCUCUUAUUUUUUCACGCGGACACUGAAGUUUCUGAGGCUUGCUUCACUGCGAUGACCGGAGCUCGCCAGGAUGAGCGAGCCGCGAUGAACCUUAGCAUGAUCAUAUUCGCUCAGACACCGUCAUGAUUUGUAUGAAUUUUAACAGUUAUGCUAGUUUAGUUAUAUUUGUCAUCAUUCCUGUUUUGUUCUGUUUCGUUUUUGAACACAAAACUUUAUAUACUAUACGGGUGUUAGCUGUGUCUGAUUUUUAUUUCCGAAUGUAAGCUUGCAAUCUAACUGAGCGUGAAAACCUCUAAAACUCGGCGUGUUUAUUUUGUUUUCCCUUUGAGGAUUUUCGCCUCUGCUCACGUUUUAGUAACGUAAAUUACGGCGCCUGGUAUGUUAACCUUUGUUGGUUCUUCUGUUGCUACUUGCCGACUCCCUUGUUCCGAAAGUUCACUUUCAAUUAUUGAAAAAAAGCUAGAAAGAAGUCCCGGAAAAGGUCGAACAGUACAAUUUGGCAGAUGGCGUGACAGCUUUAGCUCAGCUCUAUGCUCUAUUUUCUCAUAGAGCACGCUCUUCCAACCAAUGACAGCGCGCGUUAUACCCGAACUUUAUUAUAAACAUAUUUAGACUUUCUAAGAACAUCUUCACGCCAGCAUUUCGGCAACAUUCUUUUAAUAUUACCACCGCUGUUAGAUGGAGCGAGGUAGUGACUGUAACGAUAUUGAUGACGACGAUGACAACUGUUGCGAUGAAAAUAACACUGAUGAUUACGAAUUUGUUCAUGAUGAAGAUAUUUUUUUUGGCAACGACAUAGGUUACGAGAUCAUAGCUUCCAAGAAAUUACUGUUAUAGAAACGGAUCUCCUAAACACUAUCUAUGUUACACCCUUGCUCUUGCUGAAUUUGUCUUGGUCGUUUUAACACAAGUGUAUGGUGACCUUUACGUUCAGGAAAAUUGUCAUUGUAACGGCGAUGGUGGUUAAAGUACUAAAUUAAACUCUUCAUUUCCUUCCACUACAGAUUGUAAAGGGCCGCGCGAAGUUCGUAUCGCCAAAGUUAUCGCCUGUAGGUGAUACAGUGGAACCAAGUCCGAACUAUGACUGCCACGUGUCAAGAAACACGACUUGUCCCUCCGUUACAGACUUGACCACACUCAUGCGAAGCACUCAGGUAUUUUAGCCUUUGCACACUACCGACACAAAAUUUAUAGUCAGAGAUGAACAAUUUUGGUGGAUAGAAAUUUUAAUGCUGAUUACAAAAAUGAGUCGAGUGCAUGUUUAAGUAUGUAGAACUGGGAACUGCUUAACAGACACUGUUUAAAGGGAAACUCGCGUCUGUGUCACCCCGUUACUCUUCCCCAUGCUUUCUUGAUGAAGAUCUCUGUUUGACUUCGUAUGUAAACAAAAGCUGCGCAUCAUCUCUUGCUUUUCAAUUCCGCUGAAAUAAAGAUUGCAUUAUCCUCAUUAAAAAUCGUAUUAAAGGUGCUGUUUGGAUUUCGCUUUACUUCAUUCCGCAGCUGGACGCGAAAACUCUUGCUAUCUUCUCGCGGUUUUCAGCCAAUUCGCUUGUCUUUGAUUCGGGUCAUUAUGUGCUCCUUGUAUCAUUUCUUUCUUUCUCAUCAUUAUUCCUCGAGGUAACUUUGGUAUUGGUUUCACAAAGUUCAAUCGAAAUACGCUCCUAUGUCGAUAUCACAUUUCUAUUUGUAGUAUUACCUCUAUGAAUACGAUGACGAAGGACUACCAUCAAGGCGCCCGCGACACUGCCUCCCGUUUGCCGUUAUCGCUCUUCAGAGAAGCGAAGACAUGAGCAGUCCAUUAAAACCACCUGUCUCUUUAGAGAAUUUAGCGAGUGCUGUUAAGGAUUCUAUAAUACCGAUUGAGGUAAGGACGCUGAGUUCCCGUUUUGUUAUUCCUUAAUGAAGGUUUGAGGCUGGUGUUUUUGGUUCAUAUAUUUUUGUUCAUUUUGUUUUAAGUGCUUUUGUUUAUUUGUUUUAUUAUCGUCUUGUUCUGUUGAUGUGUUUGCCAAGGUCUACAUACUUGAUCGUCAAAACAUCACAUUUAUUUUCUGUCUUCUUUUUUACCCUAAGUGUAGUAGUAAAUUUAGUUGAUAUUUCUGUAGAUUAUUAACAGUAUUUUUUCACCAUAGGAUAUCUACACUCCGUUUUUUAAAGAGGAAGACGGCAUUCUAGCGUGGAGAGGCCUUGUUACAUGUAAAGACAAGAGACUUGGAUGCGUAUCACUGCUAGCAGGACAUAAAUUGGGAUUCAACUUUUGGUGAGUUUACCCGGCAGCCUCGAGAAAUGAUUAAUUCACGCAAGUUUUCCUCUUUUUUUCCACUUCUCUUUUUUCUGUCUUUCUUGUUGUUUUUUAGUCACUUCAUUUGUCAUGAUUGAUACAUGACGUCCAGCGGUUCAGCUCGCUUUUUUUUGUUUUGUUUGUUUGUUUAGCCGGGGGUUUUGUGUCAUUGUUUUAUUGCGUUUUGUUUAUAAUUUUAGUAUAUCGCUGUCUCUCUUUUGUUUUGUUUUGUUUUGUUUUGUUUUGUUUUUUGUUUUGUUUUGUUUUGUUUCUUCUUUUGACAUGAUCGACCUUCUCAACUCAAACGCCUACCAUGAUUAUGAGCGCCCUCUAUACAUUUUUCCACGGUUUUUUCGUGGUGUUCUCGCUUCAAGGCUUGUUUAAAGUCGCUUACACUGCAUUUAUUAAAGCGCUACCUUUUCCUUCGCAGGAAAUCGUAUCUGGAUGUCUCCUCAAAAAUUCCUUUAAAACAGUUAGGUGCGUUGCUGCCAGGGGACGUGAGAAGCGCAUGGAAAUUGCCCCGUAAGUUUUUAAAUUAUUAAAAACCUGUGCUUAGUUCCUAGCCUCUCUGGCGUGGGGUUAAUUAAAGCUAUAUCACGGUAUUUCAAUUUAUCUUGUUUGUAUUUGUUGUAUCAGAGUUCUAUGGCCCUGGCCGCAUAAGAAAUCAGUGACACCUGUAAAGUAUAAAAAAUGUAUUUGACUAGAGAAAUAAGUGUAGGGUGUAUAUGAAAUUAAGAAACAACAAGAACUUAAGGAAGGCCACCCAUCGUUAAAAGAGCUUACUAGCACUUACAAUACAUCACACGAGGAAGUCAAGCAUCAUGUUAAAGGUUAUAUGACCUUGGUCACGCACAGCGCUGCAAAGUGCAUUUGGUUUAGAAAAAACGCAGAAUGGAGUUUGUUGGGCUCCAGAUCAAAAUAUCCUGGCCUAACCAAGUUUUGUUUUAGGGCAAGACACUUGCAACCCUUUACCUCUGAUAGAAUAUCUUUAAGUCUAGAUGAAUUCUCCUUCUCUAGAUGUAGUGCAUGAUCAGUUAUUUGCCUGGAUUCACGGUUAUUAUGUUAAACUGCACUACCUACCGCAUAAUUAUCCUAUUAUAAUGUUUAAGAUUUUGUACUGAUCAAAAUGAGAAGUGUGGUCAACAUUAACCACAUUUCCCAUGUUGAUUUGCACAAAAUCUUCAUAGUUGAUUACAGGAACUAUGUGCUCAGUCUUUGCACGAUGAAGGUGGCAUCUAGACAACAAGAUGAAACAUUCACCAGCUUCACAAGACACCUGGCCAUUAAAGCCAAGGCGGUGAGUUUUCUUGUUAGAUAGAAGUAAAAUAUUUGUUCCCUUGUCAGAAGUAAGAUAUCUGCCUUCAGAUAAGGCGUCACGGAUACUAACGUUUACGUCGUCUCAACCUAAAAGUGAAAAGCUAAAAGUCAGCGGUGAUAUCUAUUCAGUAGUUUACGUUUCGCUAGUUUUAGUUAGGAUUUGCACCCCACCGAACGAGUUUUUAGUUUUCAUGGGACGAUCAUUAUUCACCGAUAAAAAUCCAUGUCUUCGAACUACAUUUUGAUUUAUUGUCCUAUUAACCAAGAGGUGGAUUUUCACAUGUUCAAUUUUUUUUCCAUAAGCGGUUAAAUGCAGUUCAAAUUAUGUUAUUUUUGGCGUCUGGCAAACAGAUCCUAUUCUACGGCGAUAACCUCACUUUUUCCCCAACAGGCUGGCGUUUUGUGCAUUGAUCCUUUCACUACAAUGUUCCUCGUUCCAUCGGGAAAACUAGCUGUACGUCUUGGUAAGAGUUUCCUUGCAGUUAGAUGUUAGCUUGUGAUCUUUCCUCCACUUUGCCUCUCUAGGGCACCUCUCUUAUGAUGCCUGGCAAAAGAUUUGCGUGGUGGUGCUUACCCACAAAUCAUGAAAUACUUCUAUAUACUCGCACGUUUCACCCUUACAACCACGCGUUAAAUCUAUCAUUCUUAAAGAUUUAAAAUUACUUCAAAACGAUUCAGAGAUUGGUACUAUCUUUUCGCAACAUCCACUUAUUUCUUUCAAACGCGACAAAAAUAUGGGCAUCUCUUUGGCCAGGAGUUCAUUGCAAACUAAUGACCAACCUGGAAUUUUCAAAUGCGCUCGCUCACGUAGCAAAACCUGUCCUUUCAUUUAUAACGUAGAGAAAAUGUGGGGACCCAAGAGAUUUAUUAAGAUUACUGAUCACUUCACGUGCAACACUGCCAAUGUCAUUUAUUGGAUAUAUACCUUGCACUUAUUGCAAAAAGUUAUACAUUGGUGAAACAGGAAGACGACUGGGCGACCAAUUCCGAGAACACCUUCGUAGAAAGAAAUGUCAACGACUUAUCCAAACUAGUUACUAGACAAUUUAAUCUGCCUAAUCUUUCAAAGAAGCAUGAUAUUUUUUGGCUUUACCCAACAUCUAGGCAAUUCAGAAAGCCGUAAAACUCUAGAACAAACAUUUAUCUUUCAAAUUGGCACUCUUGUUCCCCACGGAAUCAAUGAGGGCUUUUCAUUCAAUUAAUUUAUUCUUGUUUUCUCGUCGUUAUGUUCCCGCCAAUAGCGUAGCUCUAUUUUCUGCAUAAAAACACACACAACCCGCAACUCCUCUAUUCACUCUGACGAACGGGCAAACGCUCGAAACGUCAGCUUUGAAACUCUUAACGGUGGCCAAUUUGCGUUAUCAAGUCAGUUGAUAAUACCAAAUUACACUUCUACAUAUAUCGAUUAAUUCUGAGCGAAUUUUUGUAUGCAUUGUCAACAGUAAACACGCUCUUCAUUGCAGGAUUUUGCGCUGUAGCAGAGCCACUUAGAAUGUUUUGCAUCGUGUGCCGUCGUCAAACGAAGUCUCCACCUUCAGUCUCUCAGCUCACUUCCCCGAAAGUCAGCCGCUGCGCUUCGUCUUCACCAGGUACUCCUCUUGGGCCUGCUGUAUCCAUUUUAAGACCGGCAUCUUUAGAUUUUAAAGUGCGACACAGAUCAAAAAUUGUAGUAUCCUCGCCUGGCGAUAGUUCUAGACACUUGCAUCCUCGUCACAUCGCCAAACGGUCCUUGUCGUUUUCAUACAGUCCAGCUAAGCAUGGAAGAAAGAGCCUACAAAGAACUAAAAGAACUUUGAGGAGUGCCAGUAUCUCUGGUACCGUCGCUUUUCAGGGAGACAUCACAAUGUUAUCAGACUUUUCUAACGAUAAUAUCAUGUCAACGAGUAAAGAAGAGAGUUUUAAUAAUCAAUCGUGUAUGCCAGAAGUAGAUUCAAAGGGAAAUGAAGCAAACGUCGUGAAAGGUUUACCAUCAUGUUCGAAUUUUACUACAUGUUCAGCGAAAUCUCUGAAAGGGCGGACUUGUAAUAGUCUAGACGUAGAGCAUCUUGAGAGUAGUUCGGAGUUGCCAGCGGUCUCAUGUGUAUCCUUUGAUACCGCGAAGAGUUCCAAGCCUGAAUUACCUGCACUAGACCUUUCUCUUUUGAGGACUUUUAAAAGGUCUUGUAACGUUUCGACGAAUACUCAAAACAACAAUUUAGAAUCAGUACACCAGUCAAACGGUUCGACAGAGAGGCAAUCCUCAAAAAAGUUAUGGAACGUCGAGUACCGACUCCAAAAUGACUCUUUUGCCAGACAAAGCCAGGAACAAUCUAAAACUGAGACUAUGAAAUACCAGGACGUUUUUACAAGUGAUUUACAAGUCGACUCAGAAUAUAAACGGCCCCACACACCAACAACAAGUACAAAUUUCUAUCCUUUUUGGCCUGAAUCACCGCUGGUGUUGUUUUCCGAUCGGGAAAGGAUUCCAUUUCUCUCUGAUACACCUGUGAAAACACUUCAAGCCGAGGAUAUCAUAGAAGCCAUUUCGGAGAUUCCGAAAGAGGAUUUAAGUGUGAAUCUGCCAAAGCCAAGCGUUGAAUCAUUUGGAGCAGCCUUCGUAGUUCAGACGCGAAGAGAAAAUGCUGAUUCCACUUCAAUGAAUUCAGUGGGAAGGCCCUUCAUUACAUACGAAGGUGAAUGUCAUACCAAAUCGAACCUUUGUUUGGAGAAUUGGAACUUGAAUUCAUCAUUCUUGAAUGACAAAGCUAACUUGCACAGGUUGAGGGAAGCAGAAUCACGAGAAGGAUUCUUGAAACCCCAGAAAACAAUGCACAUUGAAACCGCAGGUUUCGGUAUUAUUGAAGCUUCCUCCGAGCUCGUCAACUUGGAAGGCGAGAACGACUUGAAGAAAAGAGAAACCCGUGUAGAAAUCCCGCACCCGCACGAUGAUAAUCAAGUUAACCAGCCAACGGAGGUAAAUCUUAUUUGCCCUUCUAAUGAGGAGCCUAUGGAGAAUGCAUUUAAGGAGACAAAGACUACAGAUAUCUCUAAGGUGCACAAUGUCCUUCAUACUAUCGAUGCAGAAGUGCUUGAGUCUCCACAGUUAUCAUCUUACCUUUUAUCGCCAAGACAACCAGAGUACGUUAAGAAUGCUGCUAAUGAUAACUCACCACCUAUUGAAAGCCUCAAAUUACAUGAUACUGUUAAAAAACUCGUGCCGAAAGCGUUUUCAAGCUCUCUGAAUCCGACUGCAGGAGCAGACUGCAUUUCAAAACUGAUUGUUACACCGACUUCAGAGAGACCGUCGUCUAUUAUCAUUGGUCCUAGGAGCCCUUGCAAAAACGUCACUGGAAAUGAGAAUACUAAUACAACUGAGGAGCGGUGUUGUGUGUUUACCACUGACUUAGGACAGCUAUGUACCAGGGUAGCCUCCGAAAAUGGCACCAGGCAAGUUUCAACUGAAGUAUUAACUAAGAUUGUGGAUAAUUUUCAUGGUUUUGAUACUAAUCAAUUAGCGGCAAGGGGAAAAGAUAUUUGUUUAGACGGAGAAAAUUGUUUUGAAAGUGGUAAUCCGGGGAGAUCUGGAAUAAUCAGAGAAGAACGUUUGGAGGAAGUAGUAGCAAAAAUUCCGAAAGAAAAUCCUGUAAAGAAAUUGUCAAGUAGGAAACGGCCAUACCUUCAUUUGCCACAACAACAUUCUGAAAACAUUGUUAGCAAAAAUCUUGCACUGAACCCCGACACGCGGGUGAAAUCUUGUAAACUUUCCGCGAGCCAAGUCAAACAACAGCAAAAUUCAUUUACAGACACGCCAAACUAUCCUGAAUUUUACGAUUUGAGUGUUCUAAUAGAGAGAGGAGGUGAAUAUUCCUCGGUGUCUCCAUCUAAGUCUUCAGUUUUAACCUCGACCGGAAAAGGUCAUGAAGCGCCAAUUAAUGACGUAGGAGUGGUAUUGUUAAAAGGUACCUCCUGUAGUAGAGGAGAGUGUGAUGUUCAGCCCUCCAAAAUGGAUGAAAAGAGUGACUGCAAGCCAUUAGCUGUUAGCUGCGUGGCUGAAGAAAAGGUUGAAGAUUUUCACGAAGACACGGGAGCACACCAAGGUGGUGUUAUUGAAACAUCUUUGGUUCACGAUUGGGGAUUACAAAGGGCUUCUAAAGGUCGGUCAAGUAAGUUAAGAAAGGACAGUUAUUCCUUGCAUUUUGAAGAAAAUAGAUCAGUGGAAGUUCGUGAUGUACAUUCUGAACUCGACAAACCGCAUGGCCACACUGAUAUCUGGUCAGAGAUUGAAAAUGAAUUUCCUGAACCAGUCACAGUCAUUUGUUCACCACCGAGUUCGGUAAAUACAUUCACAUUGAGAUAUCCAGGAAAAGUCGCUUCUGAGGGCGAUGUGGCUGAAGAAUUCGCCGACGAAAUUAUAACUACGAAAGAGGAAACUCUACUUUUGGAAAAAAGAUUACAAGGGGUGUUUGCUGAGCCGGUGGUCGUGAAUUGCUCCCAUGAUAAUUCGGGAUUAGUCGGGUCACCAGGCGCUAAAUGUCCAAACAAAACGGCCAGUUCAAAACGAAAUUUAACAUUGUCUGUUUCUGGAAAUGUAGAGCCUUUUGAGCAGGUGGUCUCCGUGGCCUCCGUUCCUCAAAAGUCAAAUGAGAAACUACAAACAAGUAAAUUACCAGAAAGUUAUGGAUUCGUUCUCGAAGGUUCUGAACUGUUUGUAGACUCGAGUCCUAGACAACCACGCUUUACAGAGACAGAGGAAUAUACAAUGCUUUGGCGAUCAAACAAAUGGUCAGAGACAGCAGCGUCUCAGAUUUUGAAAUCGUCAAAAGAAGGGGUUGCAAUCCAAUCAAAGAAAUCAGGGGUGCAUGAAAAUCAGGUAUCACGAAGACAGCCUGAUAACGAGUCAUCAGCAAGAGAAAACUGUCCUUUUAAGGACCUUCAUACGAAGUCAAGCUGUUUGAUGAAAGCCGUAGACAACAGUUCAUUGCAGACUGCUGGGGAUUGUUGGAACGAGGCAAAGGUUACGACUGCAACAGAAGCACAGCCAUUAAGGAAGCGAAGGCAGGAGGCACAGGGAGGAAGAGAAAUUGAAACUAAAAGUCGCCAGCGAAAAUUGGUAUGUUUAGCUCAAUUGAAAGGGAAAGAGGAAGGAACUGAAGCCGCAAUAGAAAGAGUGAAAAUAUUUCAACUCCCGAGUGAACUUCCAUGUUCAAAUCGAGGGCAGGAAAAUGAGGAACAAACCCCAACGUGUGGAUAUCGAGUUAAAACAGAAAAUUGCCUAGAUAAAUUAAAAUGUUCAGCACGACCUCAGGGAUACGACACACGUCAAAAAAAUGACGUAGAUUCUCUAAGAACAGAUAAUUGCAUGAGUAACCUGUAUUGCGCGAGGGAAAGGCACAGGAAAGAAAAACAAACUCAAGACUCCAUGGAGCGACUGCCACUCAAGCAAGCGAAGAACAGUAGGACACACGCAACAAAUGCAGAAAAAAAAGUGGAUUUGAUACGUUCAGGCAAAGCAUGCGUAACAUUAGAACGUAAGGCCCGGAUGGAAGCAAAAAACACGGCACAAGAGGAGAAGAAGAAAUUUGUAACCUUUGCUCCAACUCCGAUCAAGAAAAGCCAAGGAAAAGAUUUGAUUAAGGAGAGGAGGGAACAGAGAUCAAGUUUAACCUGUUCGUCAGGUCACCCAGACGUGAAAGCGGAUAGGCAUCCUGAAAACUUAGAGGAUAAACUGCGACCAAGCAUGAAUGAGUCACCCAAGGCUAAAGAAGUCUUAGGGCAAGAACCAGUGGCCCCCAGCGGUAUUCAAUCAGAAGCGUAUCCGAAAAACCCAAUUGCAAGUGACCUCAAGAAUUCACCUUUGAGAGAUGACAAACACUUUACAGCUACUUUGGAUGCAGUGAAAACAAGUGGGUCUGAUAGUCCAACAGAAGGGCGAAGCAGCAGCCAGAACGUACGCAGUGGAGAAAAAAGCACCUCAGACCCCGCUGGAAUAAAAGAAAUCGGUUUUAAGUGGGGUGACCGGAAUGCUUUUACGGCGAGGCAUCUAAAACAGGAUAAGAUCACCAACCCUAAAAAAUCAGUGAACGCUACCAUAAGUCAGCAGGACUUCUCGAAAAAGCUUGAAAAAAAUGUUCAAGUUGAUAUAAACAAGGAUCGUCGUUCUGAAAAAAGACGUGACAGAGAACCCCUUGGUGGGAUUAAGCCUUUGGGGGACUUCGACGAUGUUGAGAAAGAUACGCACGCCUGUAACAGGACGAUAAGUGGGGAGAGGGAAAAUGAACAAUUGAAGUCGAGUUCGACACCGCUACUGAGUAACACUGGAAGGCGCCGGAAUUUUGAACCAAAAGCUCCCAAUAAUGUUUUUGUGCCGAUCUUCUCUGAUGACAAACGUCUUAUCGCACACUACACUGAAAGUAGUCAUCGUGACCAUAAUCAAGGGCUGGAUACAAAUGACACCGUUUUGAGUCCUAAUAAUCAAGCGUACGCUUAUCCCCGUUGGGUUGCACCAAUACGACCUGGACAUUCCUCUUUGCAACACAAUGAGAUCAAAGGUCUGCCUCAAUUUAUUCCAAACGCUUCGAACCGGUACUCACAGAGAGGCAUUACAAAUCGGACCAGGUUUCAAUUAGUUUACCCCAGAUUUCCAAACUAUGGUAGACCUGUGUUUGUUCGUGGUAUGUGGCAGGCACGCCCUGUUCUUACAUUGCCCGGCCCCUGGCCGUCCCCAGGAAAUGCCUAUCGAGUACCUAACACCCCUAUUCGUCCGAGAUGA
This is a messenger RNA of Pocillopora meandrina, 14743 nucleotides long. Lineage: Eukaryota; Metazoa; Cnidaria; Anthozoa; Scleractinia; Pocilloporidae. The record is from the annotation of a GenBank genome assembly.